This is a messenger RNA of Hyphopichia burtonii NRRL Y-1933, 373 nucleotides long. Its product is annotated as mRNA splicing protein. The record is from RefSeq and is a predicted model, not a curated record. Gene Ontology annotation, molecular function: RNA binding. Gene Ontology annotation, cellular component: SMN-Sm protein complex; U1 snRNP; U2 snRNP. Bases 98 to 322 code for a protein of 74 amino acids. Lineage: Eukaryota; Fungi; Ascomycota; Pichiomycetes; Serinales; Debaryomycetaceae. The transcript is spliced from 5 exons. Gene Ontology annotation, biological process: mRNA splicing, via spliceosome; spliceosomal snRNP assembly.
UGGCUUCUUUUUUUCAAACAAACGCACACUGAAAGUUCUAACAAAUGAAUAUACUCUUCCCUUGCCAGCGUACAUAAGAUAUCCUUGAGUCAUUAGCAUGGUGAACGCUCCGGAAUUGAAAGCUUAUUUGGAUAAAAGAAUUUCCGUCCAGUUAAAUGGUUCCAGAAAAGUCAUUGGAAACUUACGAGGAUAUGAUGUGUUUUUGAAUAUAACGAUGGGAGAAGCAGUGGAGGAACAAAAGAACGGUGAAGUUAUUAAUAUAGGGACUAUUGUUAUAAGAGGAAACUCUAUUGUUUCAUUAGAAGCACUUGAUAAGAUUUGAAACGUCUAUGUAUUUUUUUAUUCAUACUAUAUAAACAAGCUCUAUUACUAA